UCUUACAACAAGGGGGAUCCAAUGUCACACUAUCUUCUAUAUAACAUUUCAUUUCACACUCCAAAAAGUUCCCAAUAGUUCAAGCGGAAUGUUUCGUCACAUCAACAGCAUGUGUAUGGUGUCGCGUUCCUUGACUCGCGGUGCGCAGCGGCACUUGUCCGUGGGAUCACUCCGCUGGAAUGAAUCCAGUUCCCAAAAAGAUCCUCAGCCAGAGGAGGAGACCGUCCCAGCAAAAGAAGCGUCAGCCAUCGUGGUUGCAGUCAAGACCGAAGAUGGAUGCUCCACCGACAACAACCAGUCGCAGCAAUCGGAGAACGCAUACAAGAUGAACCGGCGCGAAGCCUUCAGGCGGAUGAUGAAGGAGAAGAGCAACGUAGACUGCAACGAACAGAAAACUUUCGAACAAAAGAAUUCAUCUGAUUAUGGUCAGUCGCCACUGUGGCGUCAAUCUGUUUCUUGGGUCCCACAGCCUGUCUACCAGGGGCCCAAAGUCAAGCAGAUUAACGAAAAGAAAGAUGAGCCGAAGGAGACAGUGAAACCGAACCGCCGUUACUAUUUGAGACAGAUGUGCAUGGAGAGACUGCAGCAACCUCGGAAUAGGAAGACUUCCGACAAUGUCCAAAAGCAAUCAAUAACAAAAAUCAAGAGGGAGUCGCUGGAUCCUGCACGAGUGGAACUUCUGAAUCUGAAGUGGAAAGAGCAGCAGCAAGAGAUUGCAAAGCGAAUGAACGAGGCAGACAAGAAUAAGUUCGUCUCCCGCUUUGAGCAGAACGCGGGGCGAAGGGAGAAGAUUAAAUAAGCAAUCAUCACAGACACUUCCAGUACACACACGCAAACACAUUGAGUCUCAGGCAUCCCUAACGUGUAAUUAAUUAAUUGAUCAAAUUCUUGUUUUCAACC
Messenger RNA from Drosophila subobscura, 900 nucleotides. RefSeq lists its product as uncharacterized. NCBI's taxonomy places the organism in Eukaryota, Metazoa, Arthropoda, Insecta, Diptera, Drosophilidae. The transcript has 2 exons. The coding region runs from base 89 to 799 and encodes 236 amino acids. The record is from RefSeq and is a predicted model, not a curated record.